AUGGAACCAUCGAAAGUUAAAGAACGAUAUCAAGCAUGGAAACAUCAAGGACCAACACGUUCUUUAGCUCGAUGUGAUUCAACAGAUCUCUUUCCACAAAUGGUUCCACAAAAUCAACUUAAUAUACACAGUCAUAUCUGUCCAAAAGCACCGGAAGUUUUGUUUGACGAUCGAAGUACAUAUUUCAAUGGUGUUGACGAUGAUCAAUAUCAACAGCCUAUGUCGGCUCGAGCACCAUCAGCCAGCUUAUCUCGACAGUUGUCAAGUACGAGUUUAAAUCAAUCGAUGAAUAGAAUAUCGUCAUCAGAGAAUGGUCCUCUUCGUAUUCGAUUCCGUCCGCUCGAUCUCUCAGUCAUCGCACCAAUGAAAGAAAAUCGAGCAAGAUCAUACAAUAGCAUAACAAAUAUGAAACACAAAGAUUAUAUCAAUUUAUUAUCGGAUGAACUGAUCCUAUCAAUUUUCAAAUAUCUUCCGCGUGCAUCGCUCGCAGCAAUGUCUCAAACCUGCCGUCGUUUACGCUCGCUGACUCACGAUCCAAUUCUAUGGUGCCGAGUAGAUAUGUCCCGAAAACAUGUUGAAAGUUGCUAUCUACGAGAUGUUCUCCUGCGCGGUACAGUCGUUCUCAAGAUGUAUCAAACAACCAUUCAUGGAAGUUCGAUUUAUUCACCUAAUCGAAAUACAUGGUUCACGAAGCUGCAGUUUCUCGAUCUAACUCUGGCAACCAUCUCACCGGAAUGUUUAUUAAGUCUGAUGAGUGUCUGUCGAUCAUUGCGAAAACUCAGUUUGGAAACUCUGCCAUUAAGUUUAGCCAUAUUCGAAAAACUUGCCUCGAAUGCACAAUUGGAUACGUUAAAUCUAACGAUGUGUACCGGAAUUGAUCUCGAUUGCUGCUCGAUCCUAACAGGACAAAUGAAACAUUUACGAUAUUUGAAUUUGGGUUGGACGCAGUUAAGUGAUCAAUGCGUGCAUUUCAUCUGUCGAACUAUGCAGGCCAGCAUCGAACAAUUGACAUUGAGUGGUUUUCGACAAGGAAUGACAGACGAAUGCGUGGAAAAUUUAACACGUCGUGCUGUUCGUCUUCGUGUGCUCGAUUUAAGUGAUUCAAGUCUUCUUACUGAUAAAUCAGUUGCAAGCGUCCUUCGCAAUUGUCUUCAUUUAGAACACAUCGCGUUCUCUCGUUGUUAUGCAAUUGCUCCCAUUGCCUAUGCAUCAUUGAAACAGUCACGACAUUUGACAUCGCUGGAUAUAUUCGGCGUUGUGGAUGAUCGUGGAUUGCAGAAAUUACAUUCCUUACUUGGUUCAUCGAUUGCUUUGAACCAACAACGAUUUUCCUAUGUAGCUCGGCCAACAUAUGGCCUUCGUCGCACGUCCAUUUGGGGUCUAAGAACACGUCCAUAG
Molecule: messenger RNA, 1398 nt
Organism: Adineta ricciae
Lineage: Eukaryota; Metazoa; Rotifera; Eurotatoria; Adinetida; Adinetidae
Source: the annotation of a GenBank genome assembly